UCCAUCCUGCUGCCACAGGAAAUCUACAGUUUUGUGCUCGUACGUUAAUUUUCUGCAGCUUCUAGUGCUGCAUCUCUAGCCCAGCCAAAACCAACCUAUCAUCUGCAACCAUUUGGUCAACCCACUGUCUCCAAAAAAUCCUCUUUCUUUCCUUCUUUCAUUCAUUACACUCUUUCUUCUCUGCUUUAGAACUCCCACUUCCCUCCUCCUUUUCUUUCCGUUUCUUCCUCUCACACCAUUCUGUUUUCCUGAAAUCCUCGUGAGAUCUGGGAAUGGGAACAUGUUCUUCAUUUCUGCAACACCUCUUCCUUUUUCUGAUUCUCCUUGCACACCUUUCUCUGUUUCAAGCACGCACUCUAUCUUCAGACCUCCAAGCCCUCAAAGCCUUCAAAGCCUCUGUUACUCCGUCUUCUAUCCCUCCUUCUUCCUGCUUAGCUUCCUGGAACUUCACCGAUGAUCCUUGCUCUCUCCCUCGCCGUAGCUCCUUCGUCUGUGGCCUGUCUUGCUCCCCUGACUCCACUCGCGUCACUCAAAUCACCCUCGACCCGGCCGGCUACUCCGGUUCGCUCACCUCACUCGUCUCCCAGCUCACCCGGCUCAUCACCUUGGACCUCUCCGACAACUCCUUCUCCGGCCGAAUCCCACCCUCUCUCUCCUCCCUCUCCAACCUCCAAUCCUUAACUCUCCGAUCCAAUUCCUUCUCUGGCUCUAUCCCUCCUUCCAUAAUUAACCUUCAAUCGCUCCAGAGUCUCGACCUCUCCCACAACUCCCUGUCCGGGUCUCUCCCGAGUUCCAUGAUUUCGCUUGCUGGCUUGAGAAGUAUGGACGUGAGUUUCAACAAGCUAACCGGGCCUCUCCCGAAGUUGCUUCCGCCGACCCUGAUCGAACUCGCGCUGAAGGGGAAUCUGUUAUCCGGGUCUCUCAGUAAAUUUACGUUCGAGAAGCUAAACCAAUUGGAGGUGGUUGAGCUCAGCGAGAACAUGCUCGCCGGCAAAAUUGAGGCUUGGUUCUUUCAAUUACCUUCGCUUCAGCAAGUUGAUAUGGCGAACAAUAGCUUUACCGGAGUCGAGAUCUCGAGACCCGUCGGAGGUAACAGCAACCUCGUGGCGGUUAAUUUGGGGUUUAACAAGAUCCAAGGUUUCGCGCCCGCCAAUUUCGCCGCGUAUCCUGUGCUGUCGUUUUUGUCACUCCGGUACAACUCGCUACGUGGCACGAUCCCAUUGGAGUACAGCCAGAGCAAGUCCAUGAGAAGGCUGUUCCUGGACGGGAACUUCCUGAUGGGGAAGCCGCCGGCCGGCUUUUUCUCCGGUAACGGUGGGGCAUCACUUUCCGGCAGCUUGGGUGAUAAUUGUCUGCAGAGCUGCCCGGCAAGUUCACAGCUGUGCACGCCUGCCCAGAAACCUAGCUCUGUUUGCAAGAAAGUUUACCGAGGAAGACCGUGAUCUCGAUUCAUGGUGUCUCCUGGCGUUGAUUAAAAAUAAUAACGAAAAGAUUACCACUUCUGUAUUUUUUCUUAAUUAUUAAUAGGAUUAAGGGGUGUUUUACGUGAAUAAUAAGAGACCUUUGAAAAUUACGAUAAUGAGUGUCUAGUGCAUGUUUUUGAAUUAAUAUUUAAUAAUAAAAGAUGUCAGACUUACAGUUUUGUAC
Messenger RNA from Prosopis cineraria, 1647 nucleotides. RefSeq names its product leucine-rich repeat receptor-like serine/threonine-protein kinase BAM1. NCBI's taxonomy places the organism in Eukaryota, Viridiplantae, Streptophyta, Magnoliopsida, Fabales, Fabaceae. Bases 273 to 1442 code for a protein of 389 amino acids. Gene Ontology annotation, molecular function: protein binding. The record is from RefSeq and is a predicted model, not a curated record. The transcript has a single exon.